Messenger RNA from Solanum tuberosum (potato), 559 nucleotides. Its product is annotated as cytochrome B5-like protein. NCBI's taxonomy places the organism in Eukaryota, Viridiplantae, Streptophyta, Magnoliopsida, Solanales, Solanaceae. Gene Ontology annotation, cellular component: membrane; intracellular membrane-bounded organelle. The record is from RefSeq and is a predicted model, not a curated record. The coding region runs from base 97 to 456 and encodes 119 amino acids. The transcript is spliced from 6 exons. Gene Ontology annotation, molecular function: heme binding.
GGUGCUUUUCACCAUUAAUAUAUUUUACAUCGCUUAAUCUUGUCUUUUGCUCGAAUUUGUUUUUUUUUUUUGCAUCUUCGAGCUAAAAUUUGAGAUAUGGAGGCUAUUUUGGCGACAGUAUUGUUGGGUAUCUUGCUAGCUGUGUUCAUUGUGAUAUCUCGACUGCGGAGUAAAUCUGUUCAGCCGAAAAGAAAGAUUGCCUCAAAUGUUCAGAACAAGGCAGUCAAAUCAUAUAGCAAAGCUGAAGUUGCACGGCAUAACAAGAGAACUGAUUGCUGGAUUAUUAUCAAAGAUAAGGUGUUUGAUGUUACCUCGUAUGUUGAAGAACACCCAGGGGGUGAUGCCAUCCUAGAUCAUGCUGGUGAUGAUUCAACUGAAGGUUUCUAUGGGCCGCAACAUGCUACGCGAGUAUUUGAGAUGAUUGAUGACUUCUGCAUCGGUGAUCUAGAAAUAUAAAUGAUUACUUCCAUCAAUUGAUUUGUAACGAAUUGUUCAUGUGAUGUAAAAAUUCGAGGAGCUUGCCUAUCUCAUAAUAAAGCAUCACUUGUGUCUCCGACAA